Molecule: messenger RNA, 4916 nt
Organism: Erinaceus europaeus (western European hedgehog)
Lineage: Eukaryota; Metazoa; Chordata; Mammalia; Eulipotyphla; Erinaceidae
Gene: NCAPD3
Product: non-SMC condensin II complex subunit D3
Exons: 34
Coding region: 60-4415 (1451 amino acids)
Biological process (GO): mitotic chromosome condensation; meiotic chromosome condensation
Cellular component (GO): condensin complex; condensed chromosome, centromeric region
Molecular function (GO): histone binding
Source: RefSeq, a predicted model, not a curated record
CGCGCGCGAGCGAGCUUUCAAAGUUGACUACAGCAGCGCAAGCCAGUUCCUGGACAGUAAUGGCGCUACCGGGCCUGGGGAGCGGCCUGCAGCCCUGGUGCCCAUUGGAUCUCAGCCCUGAAUGGGUGGACACUGUGUGGGAACUGGACUUCACAGAGACUGAACCUCUGGAUCCCAACAUAGAAGCAGAUAUCAUAGAGACUGGAUUGGAUGUAUUCACAAAACUCUAUGAAAGUCUUUUCCCAUUUGCUACUGAAGAACAUGGGUCCACAGAGAGCAUUUGGGCCUUCUUCAUUGAGAACAAUAUUUCUCACAGCUCAUUGGUGGCUCUAUUCUAUCACUUUGUUCAAACGGUCCAUACAAAAAAUGUCAGUGUGCAGUAUCGAGAAUAUGGCCUUCAUGCUGCUGGGCUUUAUUUCCUGCUACUAGAAGUACCAGGUAGUGUAGCCAAUCAAGUAUUCCACCCAGUGAUGUUUGACAAAUGUAUUCAGAUUCUCAAGAAGUGCUGGCCUCAAGGAUCUAACUUGAAUCGGAAAAGAAAGAAAGAACUGCCAAGGAACUCUCAGACUAAGCUAAGAGGGAAUAGAAAGAGAGGGAAACUAUCCAGGAAAGAGGAUGUUGCGAUGGAUGAACUUGUAGAAGAGGAAGAAGAUGAAGAAAAUAUAUAUUUUUCUGCUCGAGACCUUUCUGAAAUCCGAAAUGCUAUCUUACACCUUUUGAAAAAUUUUUUAAGACUUUUGUCUAAGUUUUCCCUGAAAGAAAAGCCACAGUGUAUACAAAAUUGUAUAGAGGUCUUUGUUGCACUAACUUAUUUUGAACCUGUUCCAUAUGAACUUCAGGUUACACAAACAAGACUGAGUGAAGCAAACUACAUUCCAGAACUGGCCUACCAUGGACUAUAUUUGUUGUGCUCCUCAAUUCAUGGAGAAGGAAACAAGAGCUCUCUUGUAGAUGAAUUAAAGGAAAACAUAUUUCCAGUUCUUCGCAUCUUACUGCAACACAUCUGUGCCAAGGUGACAGAUAAAUCAGAAUAUCGGACCUAUGCAGCUCAGUCCCUGGUCCAGCUGCUCAACAAACUUCCUUGUGGGGAAUACGCUACCUUCAUUGCCUGGCUUUAUAAAUACUCACGAAGUUCUAAGAUCCCACACAGGGUUUUUACUCUGGAUGUUGCUUUAGCUCUCUUAGAACUACCUGAAAGAGAGGAGGAUAACAAUAUUUCCUCAGAACAUCAGAAGUUUUUGAAGCAUAAGUUCUUGGUGCAGGAAAUCAUGUUUGACCGUUGUUCAGACAAAGCACCAACUGUCCGCAGCAAGGCUUUGUCUAGUUUUGCACACUGCCUAGAGCUCUCUGUUACUUCUGCAUCAGAGAGCAUCCUGGAACUUCUGAUUAACAGUCCUGCAAUUUCAAGAAUAGAAAGCCAUUCUGGCACCUUAGUGAGAAGUUCAGCAUCUUCCUCUCAGAAGCAGACAUCUAAUCCUUCAGGAGACUCAGAGGUGAUAAAUACAGACAGCUGUGGUGAAACAACUAGACCUGGGGAAAGAUGUGUCAUGGCAAUGCUGAGAAAGAGAAUCAGGGAUGAGAAGACCAAUGUUAGGAAGUCUUCAAUACAGGUAUUAGUGAAUAUUUUGAAACCCUGUGACAUCUCAGCUAUGAAAGAAGACCUAUUAAUUUUGCAAGAACAUUGUCGGGACCCUGCAGUAUCUGUCCGGAAACAGGCCUUACAAUCGAUUACUGAACUUCUUAUGGCCAAACCUAGAUGUGUCCAGAUCCAAAAGGCUUGGCUAAAGGGGAUCAUCCCAGUUGUGAUGGACUGUGAGAGCACUGUGCAGGAGAAGGCUCUGGAAUGCCUGGACCAGCUCCUGUUACAGAACAUUAAGCAUCACAAUAAAUUUCACAGUGAAGAUGAUGGUCAAGUGCUAGCCUGGGCACUCCUUGCUCUCCUCAGCACAGAGUGCCAGGAAUUAAGCCACUAUUUAAAUAAGGCUUUCCAUAUCUGGUCCAAGAAAGAUAAAUUCACAUCCACUUUCAUAAACAAUGUGAUAUCUCACACUGGCACGGAACAUUCUGCUCCAGCCUGGAUGCUGCUCUCCAAGAUCGCUUGCUCGUCACCCAAAUUGGACUAUAACAAAAUAAUAGAGUCCUGGGAGAGGAUCAUCAGCCAGAAGAAUCCCAAUUCAGAUACCUUAGGCUAUAUCCUCUGUGUUAUUGGGCAUAUCGCAAAGCAUCUUCCUAAGAGUACCCGUGAUAAAGUGACCGACGUUGUCAAGUGUAAGCUGGGUGGAUUCCACUGGUCUCUAGAGUUGAUCAGCUCUGCUGUUGAUACCUUGCAAAGACUCUGUAAAGCCUCUGCAGAGACACCUCUGGAGGAACAGGAGUUACUGCAGCAGGUGUGUGGGACUGUCCUCACAACGUGUAUACACCGCCUUGCUGACGUGGUCCUGAAGGAAAAUGGAACUGGCCACCUGGAUGAAGACUUGUUGGUGAAGUACAUUUUUACCUUAGGAGAUAUAGCCCAACUCUGUCCUGCCAGAGUGGAGAAGCGAGCCUUCCUUCUGAUUCAGUCCAUUCUAGCUUCUUCUAUCAAUGCAGAUCAUUUAAUCGCCUCACAAGGUAGCAAUGAAGGCCCAGCCUCUCAGCCCCCCUUCCAGCUCACAGGUUCUGCCAUGCCCUCUGUGAUUAGAGCACAUGCCAUCAUUACAUUGGGUAAGCUGUGCUUACAGCAUGAGGAUCUGGCGAAGAAGAGCAUCCCAGCCCUGGUGCGAGAACUGGAGGUGUGUGAAGACGUGGCUGUGCGCAACAAUGUUAUCGUCGUGCUGUGUGACCUUUGUAUUCGCUACACUGCUAUGGUGGACAAGUACAUCCCCAACAUCUCCAUGUGUCUGAAGGAUUCAGAUCCUUUCAUCCGAAAGCAAACACUGAUACUGCUUACCAAUCUCUUACAGGAGGAAUUUGUGAAAUGGAAGGGCUCUCUGUUCUUUCGAUUUGUCAGCACUCUGAUAGAUUCACACCCAGACAUUGCCAGUUUUGGAGAGUUUUGCCUGGCUCACCUACUACUGAAGAGGAAUCCUGUCAUGUUCUUCCAGCACUUUAUUGAGUGCAUUUUCCACUUCAAUAACUAUGAGAAGCAUGAGAAGUAUAACAAAUUCCUCCAGUCAGAGAGAGAGAAGAAGCUGUUUUCACUGAAGGGAAAGACAAACAAGGAGAAACGGAUGAAAAUAUACAAGUUCCUUCUAGAGCACUUCACAGAUGAACAGCGAUUCAAUAUCACUUCCAAAAUCUGCCUUAGUAUUUUGGCAUACUUUGCUGAUGGCAUCCUGCCCAUGGACAUGGAAGCCAGUGAUUUACUCUCAGAUACAUUUGAGAUCCUCAGCUCCAAAGAGAUCAAGCUUAUGGCAAUGAGGUCUAAGCCAGACAAGGAUCUCCUAAUAGAAGAAGAUGACAUGGCCUUGGCAAAUGUAGUCAUGCAGGAGGCUCAGAAAAAGCUCAUCUCACAAGUUCAGAAGAGGAAUUUCAUAGAAAAUAUUAUUCCGAUUAUCACCACUCUGAAGACUGUGUUAGAGAAAAAUAAGAUCCCAGCUUUGCGGGAACUCAUGAACUACCUCAGGGAGGUGAUGCAGGAUUACCGAGAUGAAGUCAAGGAUUUCUUUGCCGUUGACAAGCAGCUAGCAUCAGAGCUCGAGUACGACUUGAAGAAGUACAGCGAGCAGCUGGCCCAGGAGCAAGAGCUGGCAAAACAAGCAGAAUUGAGCCGACUGGCUGCAGGGACGGAGGGGGCGCCGGCAGCACAGGUUGCUCCAAGUUUAGAAACAAUACCUGCUUCUGCUGCCCAUGAAAACCCCACAGUUCCCACUGCUGUGAGCCAGCCCUCAACACCCAGGCCCAGCCCUGGUCCACCUCUAGUUGUGCUGCCUUCCCUGGAGUCCGGGUCACUGAAGAGAUUACUGCCCAAAGCCAGAGGCAUGUCCCUGAGUACCAUUGCCAUCCUGAAUUCUGUCAAGAAAGCUGUGGAGUCCAAGAACAAGCAGCAGAGGAGGAGCUUGGGCAUGUUACCUUUCUCUUUAAAUUCUGGGAACCUAGACAAAACGAAUCAUCCUGCAUCUUCGUACAGUUUGGAGCAGGAGUCCAUUGGAGCUACUGACCACAUGGGUAACCGAGCGAUCAGCACUCCGGAGAAGACCAUCAACGAUGUCACAUUUGGAGCAGGAGUCAGCUACAUCAUACCUCCCACACCUUUUUCAGCCAAAGAGAAAACUGAAGGCCAGAGUCAAGGAAAGGACAUUUUAUGUUUAUCAUUGCCUGAUAAACCGCCUCCACAGCCUCAGCCAUGGAAUGUGAAGUCUCCAGCCAGGAACAAAGAUAGCCCAGCCCCUAGCAGAAGGUCACUCAGAAAGACCCCUCUGAAAACAGCUAACUAAAACAGUGCAUUCCAAGGAUUGUCCUGAAGAAAAAACUUGUUCCUGAACAUGGAAAGGCAGUCAGUGGGACUGUUUCCCUCAUGUAACAAGGGACACCUCUAUCAUGGGAUACUACUUUCCUUAAAAUUCCAGAUCCCCAGAUGGUUCACCUGUGUAACUAACUAGCCAGUUGGAUACUCAUCUUAAUCUGAUAUUUCUUUAAAUGUGUGACAAUGUCAAAUAAGAGAAAUGCCUUAGCUGUUUGAUCUUAUGUAUUCCAUUUGAAAGUAUCAAGUUCAUCCUGUAAGCUUUCCUGCUUUGUAAGGUAAAUACCUUCAUAUGUCAGCUUUCUUUUACACAAAUCAAACUUCUUCUAACGGAUUUGAAUGCCUAAUAGUACACAGUUCUUUGUAUCUACUGACAAAAUUCUGAUUGUAAUAUUUUUUCUAUUAUUUAUAAAUUAUAGAUUUUUUAAAAAAGUGUACAGCUUUCUAAAGUGGAACAAUAAAAGUUAAGAUGAUA